AACUCCCAUGUAUUUCUUCCUUGGAAACCUCUCCUGUCUUGACAUCUGCUACAUCACUACCACCAUCCCCCAAAUGUUGCAUCUCCUUCUGACAGAAAGUAGCACCAUCUCCUACACAGGCUGUGUGCUCCAGCUGUUUUUCUUCUUUUCCUUUGUCGGCAUUGAAUGCCUUCUUUUAGCAGUAAUGGCUUUUGACCGCUAUGUAGCAAUCUGCAACCCACUGCGCUAUUCAUUGAUUAUCAAAAGGAAUGUUUGCCUUCAGCUGGCUACUGCCUCCUGGGUGGGUGGUUUUCUCAACUCUGCCGUACACACCUAUUUUGCCUUUCAGUUACCCUUCUGUGGAGACAACCGCCUAGAUGCUUUCUAUUGUGACAUUCCACCAUUGCUGAAAUUGUCAUGUGGGGACAUUUCCCUCAACCAAAAGCUCUUGUUAACCAUUGGGUUGUUCAUAGCCUGGACACCAAUGUUCUGUAUCCUUCUCUCAUAUGUGUACAUAAUUUCAAAUGUUUUGAAAAUACGAUCAACAGAAGGGAGGCAAAAGGCUUUCUCCACAUGCUCUUCUCAUCUAACAGUGGUUCUUCUGUACUAUGGUAGUGCCAUCUUCACCUAUUUGAGACCUGUUCCCACAGAGUCAUCGGUGAAUACAAAGCUGAUCCCACUUAUGUAUAGCAUAUUGACUCCCUUGCUGAAUCCCAUUAUAUAUACAUUGCGCAACAAGGAU
Podarcis lilfordi (Lilford's wall lizard) is the source of this 721-nucleotide messenger RNA. The record is from the annotation of a GenBank genome assembly. NCBI's taxonomy places the organism in Eukaryota, Metazoa, Chordata, Lepidosauria, Squamata, Lacertidae.